GUGUUGUACACAUUUGCGCGCGGCGCUCUGUCGUAUGAAAAGAUGGAACUGUUUGGGACGGACUUUGACGAUUCUUUUUUCAUAACCCCACCGGAGAAAUCCUGGAACGCAGUUACGUCUUACAAUGCCAAAUUCUGUGAACCGGAGUGGUUUUUCGAAGAAAUGAAUGCAGUAGAUGAACUGGAGAGGCAGAAAGCCUUCAAGUUUCGAGGUGACCAGUUGUACAGCAAGCAGGAUUUUAAGAAAGCACUGUAUGAGUAUUCUAGCUGCCUAGCUCUAAUACCAUGCAAAAAUGUGGCAGUCAGAAGGGAUGUUCUAGAAGGAAUGUCGCGGUGCCUGUGUCAGAUGGGCCAUUUCAGUGAGGCGCUGGUAAUCGCUGACCAACUGAGAAAAGAGUCAACCAAUAGUAGCCACAUGACUUCUGUUUUAGACCUCGAAGUGUUUAUAUAUCAGAGGAAUGGAGAGCUAACCAAGAUGAUCCCAUGUCUACAGCAGCUCAUUACCUUGCAUCCGUACAAUGCAUCAUAUUGGAAGAAAUUGGGUGCAGCUUACAAACUGUCCUUAAAUUUAAACUCCACAGAGGAUCGCAGAUCACUUUCAGGUGAAAACAGGGAGCGAAAAUGUGAUACUGACUGGUAUACACAUUGUGAGUGUCCGAAACACCCACAUUUAGUAAACACAGAACCAACUUUUAGUCCACAUUUGUUCACCGAACAGUGUCCUUUGUACCACUACAGUAAUGAAACUGAAAAAGAGGCUACAGAUGAAAAUGCAUCAGAUCCUCAAGGAGACGACAACAAAAUGACUGCCUGGUUGAAGAUGUGCCUGUGUUUUGUCAGAGCCAAAUUACUAUUACAGAUUGUCAGAGUGCAGCAGUCUUCCUUUAUUCUUGAAAUCAACAGCAGGUCUCAAAGAGAAAUUGAAGAAGUGCUUCAUAACCUGCAGCUUAGUGAAGAGAUGUUUUACAAACUGGCUAAGAAGAUCGAAACCGAAUUUAUACCAGAGAAAAUGAAAGAGGACAAUCAGGAAAAUGACAGUCCAUCAUUUUUAUCAAGCUUGCAAGAACAGACUGGUGCUGUGUUUGAGAAGAAAUGGUUUGAAACUUUCAAGGAUGUACAAGUCUAGAAAGACUCUCAAGACCGCAGGGAAGACAACCCGCCAUAUCCCAAGAAGACCUGAGCUUGGGCUCUGUGUUCUGCUUCAAGUGUCUUCAGGAAACAAUGCAUUUCUAUUACGCCAGAGCCAAGUAUGUAUUUGUGUAUGUGUUCUAGUCCUAUUUAUUUUUUUGUCUUUUUAAGUGUUUUAAUUCUUGUAUUUGUUUAAAUAUAACAGGUUAUUUAAAAGCAUGUUAUACUGUUAACUUAGAUUGUAUGUCUUUUAUUUUACAUGUUUUGAUUGAUGUUUACUAUUUUGCUGUUGAAUUCA
Messenger RNA from Erpetoichthys calabaricus (reedfish), 1425 nucleotides. RefSeq lists its product as uncharacterized. The record is from RefSeq and is a predicted model, not a curated record. The transcript is spliced from 6 exons. Bases 43 to 1125 code for a protein of 360 amino acids. Gene Ontology annotation, molecular function: protein binding. Lineage: Eukaryota; Metazoa; Chordata; Cladistia; Polypteriformes; Polypteridae.